Messenger RNA from Amphimedon queenslandica, 2767 nucleotides. RefSeq lists its product as uncharacterized. Lineage: Eukaryota; Metazoa; Porifera; Demospongiae; Haplosclerida; Niphatidae. The record is from RefSeq and is a predicted model, not a curated record. Bases 1625 to 2626 code for a protein of 333 amino acids. The transcript has 3 exons.
AGCCCCACCCAAAAUGGAGUUUCACCUUUUACUACUGCUUCUUCUUGUUGGAGGAGUUUUCUCUGCAGUUCCAGUCACUCCUGAUAUGAAAACCUUCUCUUCUGCAAUCAAAGGAGGCAGUCUACCCGCCAAUACUGAAAAAACACUGUAUGAACACAGCACUGGCCAGGCAGGAGUCAUUACAGAACAAUGGUUUACAGGUGGUGGUGCAAUGAACGAAGAUACUAGAAUAAGGAUAUACAUUGAUGGGGAGACUACAGCAAGCAUUGAUUUUAUGCUGUUACUAGCUCACGGGAUUGGAGGCACAGAAGCCACUGAAAAGGGUAACAUUCCAUGGGGUACUAAGAGAAUAGCCCAUGCUGCUGAUGGUGGUAUAUACAAUACCUACCGGAUACCUUUUGCUAAUUCUUUUAAAGUUACUGCAACUCAUCCCAACGGUGGGGCAUUCUGGUAUAUUAUACGUGGAGUUGAGAACUAUCCUCUUAUCCUUGGGGAUCUGCUUCUACCAAAAACAACGAAACUCAAACUCUACAAAAAUGUCGGCAUAGUCCUGAAGCCCUUGGAUUUCAUAGCUCUUGUUGACGUUAAUUCCACUGCAGGUGCUGUGUUUCAAGUGACCCUGUCAGCAGACAGCCCUGAUUUUAACUACCUUCAGGCCUGUAUGAGGGUAGCCAUUGAUGACUCCAACUCUACAAUGUUCCUUUCCUCUGGCACUGAAGAUUUCUUUCUCUCUGCUUACUAUUUUGAUGGAGGUUUGUAUCACCUUGAUAACUCAGGCCUCACUCUCAAAGAAGGAAGAGGUCAAAUGUCUGCUUACAAGUUCUUUGAGAAUGAUCCUUUGCUAUUCAGUAAAUCUAUCAAGCUAUCCUGGCGUUGUGGUGAAAGCAGUGAUUGCCCUAGUGACUUCCCUCCUCCAACCAGCAGGUCUGAGAGGCUCAAGGACCCACCACCGCCUAAUAACACUACAGUCACUACCUAUGCAUGGGUCUAUGAGUGGGCUAUGUGAUUGUAUUCAUUGCUAUGCUGUUUGUUUAUUAUCAUGCUGAAGCUAUUUUUAGCACUAUUUUCAAUCCAAAUAAUGUUUAGGUAAAAAAUUUAUCUUAUCACAAAAUUAUAAAAGACACCGUGGUGUCCAAAAAUAUUACAUGGGUGGGUUCCAGAACAAUGGAGACUCACCUACCACAACUUGAGUCACAAUUAGGAACAUAAGUACAACCAUUUUAUCCUUCACCUUAGACAAUCAUCAAAGUGUGGAGCUGGUACUACCUUAUGAUAUAUCAGUGCUCAAUAGCAGCUACUCUCAGCAUCAUAAUAAAGGUAUUAAAAUUCAAUCCAGUGCUGCUAUGCUAUAUCAGUGGUGGUAUUGAGUUAAAAUGGUAAUAGCUCUAAUUUGUAUCACUGAAAUGCAUAAAGGAACCAGCCACAACCAAUUAGGCAAUUAUGUCUACUAUGCUCUCACUCCAGGAGUCAAUAGCAUUGCCAGUAUAAGUAAUAAGUGUGGAAUAUCAAUCAUAGAUAUUCUUUUUACUCUAAUAUCUAUGCUAUCUCUUGAUGCUAUAUAGAUCUAUACACUUAUGCUGGGAGGUACGCCCCCGGGUCGUAAUUAAAACCAGCUCCACCCAAAAUGGAGUUUCACCUCUUGCUGCUGUUUCUUCUUGUUGGAGGAGUUUUCUCUGCAAUUCCAGUUACUCCGGAUAUGAAGUCCUUCUCUUCUGCAAUCAAAGGAGGUCAUCUACCUGCUAACACUGAGAAAACACUGUAUGAACACAGCACUGGCCAGGCAGGAGUCAUUACAGAACAAUGGUUUACAGGUAGAGGUGUAAUGAACGAGGACGCUAGAAUAAGGAUAUACGUUGAUGGAGAGACUACAGCCAGCAUUGAUUUUAUGCUGUUACUAGCUCACGGGAUUGGAGGCACAGAAUCCAUUGAAGUGGGUAACAUCCCAUGGGGUACUAAAAGAAUAGCUCAUGCUGCUGAUGGUGGUAUAUACAAUACCUACCGGAUACCUUUUGCUAAUUCUUUUAAAGUUACUGCAACUCAUCCCAAUGGUGGUACCUUCUGGUAUAUUAUACGUGGAGUUGAGAACUAUCCUCUUAUCCUUGGGGAUCUGCUUCUACCAAAAACAACGAAACUGAAACUCUAUAAAAAUGUUGGCAUAAUCCUGAAGCCCUUAGAUUUCAUAACUCUUGCUGAUGUUAAUGCCACUGCAGGUGCUCUAUUUCAAGUGACCCUCUCAGCAAACAGCACUGAUUUUCACUAUGUUGAGGCAUGCAUGAGGGCAAUCAUUGAUGACUCCAACUCUACAAUGUUCCUUUCCUCUGGUACUGAAGAUUUCUUUCUCUCUGCAUACUCUUUUAACAGAGGCUUGUAUCACCAUGAUAAUGCAGGUUGCACUCUUAGACAAGGAAAAGCUCAAAUUUCCGCUUACAAGUUCUUUGAGAAUGAUCCUUUGCUGUUCAGUAAAUCCCUCAAGAUAUCCUAUCGUUGUGGUGAGACCAGAGAUGGACAAUUAGGCUGCCCUAGUGACUUCCCUCCUCCAACCAGCAGGCCUGAUAGGCUGGAGGCACCACUGCUUGCUAACACUACAGUCACUACCUACACAUGGGUCUAUGAGUGGGCUAUGUGAUUGUAUUCAUAUUUGCUAUUUGUUUCAUUCAUUGUUUCAUUUAUUGCUAUGCUGUCCCACCCUUUCUUGCUGAAUACAGUUUGAUAUUAUAAACUAGCCUUUUGAUACAGGGCUAAAAUGGAGAACUUUCACCUCAAAAUA